AUGAAUAAGACGUACUAUGAAAUACUUGGUUUGAAAUCUGACUGCUCAAUCGCGGAGAUUAAGAAAGCAUAUAGAGAAAAAAUUGUCAGUACGCAUCCAGAUAAGUCAAGAGAUUUGAUUCAGAAUGUUGAUGGCCAAUUGACUGUGGACGACAUCCAAGAGGCAUACAAAACUCUAGGAAACGAGCAGCUUCGAUUGCAAUAUGAUAAGCAGAUUCUGGAGGGACACAAGAAGCGAGGAUACCAUAAUUCUGGAGAUGGAUUAGACGAAUAUUCUUUGGAUAAGUUUUUUUUCAGCGCUGCAACCAUGGAAUACUCUAUGGACUGCCCUAGAUGUCAUUCUAAGGACGGAUUUCACUUCAGCGAGGAGGCGCUAGAAGAGCAUGCGGAGGAAAAACCUUGCGGAUUUCAGGUUUUGUCUCAAUGCUCUGCUUGCAGUUUAUGGCUCAAGGUGAAUUUUGACGUUGCAGAAGAGUAA
Molecule: messenger RNA, 477 nt
Organism: Zygotorulaspora mrakii
Lineage: Eukaryota; Fungi; Ascomycota; Saccharomycetes; Saccharomycetales; Saccharomycetaceae
Gene: JJJ3
Product: Jjj3p
Exons: 1
Coding region: 1-477 (158 amino acids)
Biological process (GO): protein histidyl modification to diphthamide
Molecular function (GO): metal ion binding
Source: RefSeq, a predicted model, not a curated record